This is a messenger RNA of Microtus ochrogaster (prairie vole), 2957 nucleotides long. RefSeq names its product core-binding factor subunit beta (gene Cbfb). The record is from RefSeq and is a predicted model, not a curated record. Gene Ontology annotation, molecular function: sequence-specific DNA binding; transcription coactivator activity. Gene Ontology annotation, cellular component: core-binding factor complex; nucleus. Gene Ontology annotation, biological process: regulation of transcription by RNA polymerase II. Lineage: Eukaryota; Metazoa; Chordata; Mammalia; Rodentia; Cricetidae.
GAGGAAGUGGCGGCAGCGGCCGGGGGAGGCUAGAGCUGUGUCUGCGCGGGCGGCAAGCAACGGCUGAAGCGGCGGCGGCGGUAGCGUGGGUUGGGCUCAAGCAGACGGCCGCACCUCAGACUCCCUGGAGCGGGAGCCCACGCGGGCGGGCUCCUGAAACAAAGAGCAGCGGGAGUCCAGACGCCGCGGGUGGGCGGUCAGCCGGUCAGCACCGAGCCGGCCAGCGGCUGCCCGCGCUAGCCCGGAGCGCGGCCUGAGGGCGGGAAGAUGCCGCGCGUCGUCCCCGACCAGAGAAGCAAGUUCGAGAACGAGGAGUUCUUCAGGAAGCUGAGCCGCGAGUGUGAGAUUAAGUACACGGGCUUCAGGGACCGGCCUCACGAGGAGCGCCAGACACGCUUCCAGAACGCCUGCCGCGACGGCCGCUCGGAGAUUGCUUUUGUGGCCACAGGAACCAAUCUGUCUCUCCAGUUUUUUCCGGCCAGCUGGCAGGGAGAACAGCGACAAACACCUAGCCGGGAAUAUGUCGACCUAGAAAGAGAAGCAGGCAAGGUGUACUUGAAGGCUCCCAUGAUUCUGAAUGGUGUAUGUGUUAUCUGGAAGGGCUGGAUUGAUCUCCACAGAUUGGAUGGUAUGGGUUGCCUGGAGUUUGAUGAGGAGCGAGCCCAGCAGGAAGAUGCAUUAGCACAACAGGCCUUCGAAGAGGCUCGAAGAAGAACUCGUGAAUUUGAGGAUAGAGACAGGUCUCACCGGGAGGAAAUGGAGGUGAGAGUUUCACAGCUGCUGGCAGUAACUGGCAAGAAGACAACAAGACCCUAGUCCUGGUUCCAACUUAGGUGGUGGUGAUGAUCUCAAGCUUCGUUAAUACUAGCACAGCACCCGUGCCGCCCAUCCCUACGUACACACUGCUUCUAGUUGGUAUCAGCAACACAUUGUGCGACCAGAAACUGUGAUAACUGGAGGUACUGCAGUCAAUUUCGUGACCUGAGGCAGUAAAAGACAUCGUCAGCUGCCAUAGUUUUGCACUAUAAUAUCUGCAUUUCUGGUUUUUAAAGCAUGUAGCCAGUAAUAAUUUGAAAUUUUUUUCUAUGCAAGCUUAUCUUGUUGGCAUUAUUUUGGUUGGGUUGAAAGUAUCUUCUUUCUCCAUUUUAAUUUAAAAGUUCAUAUCAUUUAAGAACAAGAUAAGAAAUUGAAAUUUUUAUCAGGGUUUUCUUCAGCAGUUGCUUAAAAUUAUUUUAUACUUUCAGAUGAGUUGGUCAUACAGUCUUCCUUCUAGAUAAGCAUUCUUUGUGUUUGUUUUCUCCAUAUUACUUUGUUUUUUGUAUUCUACACCAUUUUACGAAUAAGAUGUGUUUGUGUUUUCUUACAAGCUAAACACCUAGCAGCAUAGAGCUGUCUGCCACCGCCUCCUAAAACAAACGUUUACAGUUGUGAAAGUCACAGUAUCCUUUUAAAUACUAGUACUCACCUCUUUUUUUGCCCUUUUAAACAUAAAAAUUUUAAAUUAGUAUUCAUUUUUAUUUGUCUCAGAUCUGUUUCAAGUUCUCUUCUAUAAUCAUGAGUUUGGGUAGAGGUGUCCUCCAUAGGUGAUAAUGUUCUACAGAAAUGCCCAAAGAAGUCACAGGCUGGCUUCUGUUUUAUUCAGGGAUUUUAUUUUUAAGUCAAUCAGAAAAGGGAUACUGGAACUUAUUCUAUGUAACAGCAUAUUAAACUGGAGGCAGUGAUGAAUCAGUACAAAGGUAAAUUGUAUUAACAUCAUGUUUAAGAUAGCUGCUUUCAUGUGUAUUUUGUAUUGCAUGCUUUUGUAGAAACAAUAUUGGGUGAUGAAGAUUAGUCUUAGAAAAUGUUCAUCUGUGCAGGAGAUACAUUUUCUUCCAUUAAUUCUGGACGAAACAUUUACAGUUAUAUAUGAUGGUAUUUUGCAAAAGGACUAUUAAUAGUGCAUUUUGAGAUGAAUCAGUGUGGCAAUAUUUUUAAAAUAGGCUUAGUGUCAAAUUGCAAUUUUUUUAAAUAUAAAACUGGAAAAAAGUGCUAAGUCAUUUGGCACAUGCUUACAGAUACUUUUCUUGGUCAUAUUCAUUAAAUGUUACUACAUUUCUGAAUUUUUGCAAAAAUGUAUUUUAUCAUAAAAUGGCAUUAUUUUAGAGAAUUUUAAAAACUGACAUGGUCAAUUCAGAAAAAUCUGAAUAAGGUCAUUGCAUUUAAAAAGCAUAUAAAGAUACUUGAUUGUGACGGUGUGUCUUUCAUUGUAUAUAUAUAUAAUUCAUCAACAAAUACCUGUAUCUCAAAAUAAAAAUAUUUGUUAUAUAUUUGAAGUCGUGCAUGGUAAGGAUUGUGUUUGAAUCACUAUAAACAAUAAUGUGUUACAAAAGAUCAUGCUGACUUUGUAUAACUAAGUACUAUGAAUGAAUUUGAUUGGUAUUUGGUGUUGUACAGCUCACAUGUUUACACUCUCAGUGCCCUAAUUCCUCUGGGGAAUUACCUUUUUAAAAUGAUCCUUACGGGGGUGUUUUAAGGUUGCUUUAAUCACAGAGCUCCUUCGUUUUGACCUCUGCAGUUAAUUUUAUUUUUUAAAACAACAUGUUGGUGGUACAUUUUCUCUGCUUUUAGCCAAGAGCUUUCAGUCCACCAGUAAAUCAGAUGACAUGGUAUUAAAUUUUGUUGUUGCCAUCUCUCUGUAAAUAGUGAAUGUUUUUUUAUUAGCUCUGCACUGCUUCUGUCUUAAUGCUGGCAUUAAGAUCAUAAACCCCUUUUUUCCAUAGUGCAGACUUUUAAAACUACUUUAAGUUAUUGAUGCAAUUUCAUAUUUUUUCAUAAUCUAUAUUUAAAAUUACAUCAUUGCAUCAUCCUUUCUAAAUUCAUCUCCAUUAAAACUUGCCUUAAGCUACCAGGUUGCUUUUGCCAUUAGCUUUAUUGUAUAUUUGUAUGUUUAAUUUAGUUUCACAUUAAAAUUCUGUGUA